Pygocentrus nattereri (red-bellied piranha) is the source of this 1098-nucleotide messenger RNA. RefSeq names its product vacuolar ATPase assembly integral membrane protein vma21-like. The record is from RefSeq and is a predicted model, not a curated record. NCBI's taxonomy places the organism in Eukaryota, Metazoa, Chordata, Actinopteri, Characiformes, Serrasalmidae. Gene Ontology annotation, cellular component: endoplasmic reticulum membrane. The coding region runs from base 91 to 405 and encodes 104 amino acids. Gene Ontology annotation, biological process: vacuolar proton-transporting V-type ATPase complex assembly. The transcript has 3 exons.
UGCUAUCAUGUGAUUCUAACUCGCUUCCUUACAACACCCUGAAAACAUCGUAAGACCUGUUUCUGUUAUUCAGGUGACUUUAAGAAGAAAAUGGAGGGGCUUGUCAGAACGUCUAUGAGCCCAACAUCUGAAGUGGUCGCUGAUUUCAGAGGGAAUGAUGGAUCCAUGGUUUCCGCACUUAAAACAUUGCUGUUUUUUACAGUUUUAAUGGUUACUGUGCCAAUAGGGUUAUACUUUGCCUCAAAGGCGUAUAUCUUUGAAGGUUCACUGCAGAUGUCCAACACAGAUAGCUAUUUCUAUGCUGCUAUUGUAGCAGUUUUGGCAGUACAUGUGGUCCUAGCCCUUUUUGUUUACGUAGCUUGGACUGAAGGUUCGUCACAGAGGAGGAAAGGCAAACAUGAUUAGACCAGGACAGUAAAUGUACACGUUCAUCUGCAUUGCCAAUCUAACCUUUAUUUUCAGUGAAGGUAGGGAAAGGUUUAAGUUGACGGUAUUAUUAAGCUUUUAGGAGGUAUUCACUUGCAGUGGUUAAUGUGUGUUUGGGUACAAAAUACAAAUGCUAAAAAAAUGGACAAAAGUUAACACCAAAUCCUUUGUCUGAUUUCAUUUAAUUAAGUCUUUCUUUUUUAUGCAGUUGUUUUCUUCUAUGAUUGUCAUUUUGGGAUGCAACAAUUUCAGAAUUCUGAAUCUGUGCCGAAAUAUUACUUACAGUAUUAGCCCCAUGUCGUCACCGGUGCUGAUAUUUUUGGUUUAUUAGAUCUGAAUCAUAAAUAUGGAUAAUUGGUUCACAUAAAUACAUACAUUUAGCAAGUGUAUGACAAGUGUGUCUGAUGCAAACACACGCUGUUUAACAUGUCACUGGUCCCAAACAAUGGCAUCCUAGUGUUCAGGUUAUAUGGGAAUAAUACUGUGAAGAUAUAUAUAAUCAGGAAUAUGUAUAUGAUGGAACAAACUGUUGUCUGUCAUUCCAGAUGUGGCUAGAUGUUAUUGUAAUAUCGAGUGUGUUUGGAUGCUUUGAUGUGCAGACAUUCCCCAACAUUUUGUUGAAUGUGUUGUUUAUAUACUGUUGUGAUCAGUAAAAUAUGUGUCAGUUUCAUA